Pelobates fuscus (common spadefoot toad) is the source of this 3020-nucleotide messenger RNA. RefSeq names its product muscleblind like splicing regulator 3 (gene MBNL3). The transcript is spliced from 6 exons. The coding region runs from base 194 to 1264 and encodes 356 amino acids. NCBI's taxonomy places the organism in Eukaryota, Metazoa, Chordata, Amphibia, Anura, Pelobatidae. Gene Ontology annotation, molecular function: RNA binding; metal ion binding. The record is from RefSeq and is a predicted model, not a curated record. Gene Ontology annotation, biological process: regulation of RNA splicing. Gene Ontology annotation, cellular component: nucleus.
AAAAAAAAUAACAAACACACAAAAAAGUGCUGACAUUUUUUUUUAUUUACCAAAGCUUUUGAGAGUUAUUUUAUUCAUUUAAACUUGAAUUCCUCUUUACCCAAUCCCUUGUUUUAAAAACAGAAGAUUGUAAUAUACAAAACAAGAAAGAACCACAAAAAAGGUGUUUCCCCUUUGGAAUACGGUCUACAACAUGGCUGUUAAUGUUUCCCUGGUGCGCGAUACAAAAUGGCUGACAUUGGAAGUGUGUCGAGAAUUCCAGAGAGGAACUUGUUCAAGGUCUGAUGCUGAAUGCAAGUUUGCCCACCCAUCGCGGAGUUGCCAUGUGGAAAAUGGCCGAGUCAUUGCCUGCUUUGAUUCUUUAAAGGGUCGGUGUACAAGAGAAAAUUGUAAAUAUCUUCAUCCUCCCCCGCACUUAAAAACCCAACUCGAAAUCAAUGGACGGAAUAACCUUAUACAGCAAAAGACAGCAGCAGCCAUGCUUGCACAGCAGAUGCAGUUCAUGCUUCCUGGUACACAGCUACAGCCAAUCACCACAUUCUCCGUGACCCCGUCUCUUGCAACAAGUCCAUCAAUGGCUUUCAGCCCAUACCUGAGCCAUGUCUCUCCAGGUAUGGGCUUGGUUCCGGCAGAGCUUCUACCAAAUACUCCUGUCCUGGUUUCUGGAAACCCAGGUGUUACAGUACCUGGGGGCUCUGGGGGCCAGAAAUUAGUGCGCACAGACAAACUGGAGGUUUGCAGAGAGUUCCAGCGUGGGAACUGCACCCGUGGUGAGAAUGAUUGCCGCUAUGCCCACCCAAUAGAUAUUGCCAUGAUCGACACAAAUGAGAACACUGUAACUGUGUGUAUGGAUUACAUCAAGGGCCGUUGCUCUAGGGAGAAAUGCAAGUACUUUCAUCCCCCUGCACACCUGCAAGCCAAAAUCAAAGCAGCCCAGCACCAGGUGAAUCAAACAGCCGCAGCUGCCAUGGCACUUCAGCCUGGAGCACUUCAACCUUUACCAAAGAGGCCAGCACUUGAAAAAAGCAAUGGGGCCACUACAAUGUUUAACCCAAGCGUUUUCCACUACCAACAGGCUCUAGCUAAUAUGCAGUUACAACAACCUACAUUUAUCCCCACAGUAGACCAUGUUGAAAUUCUGAACAGCAGAAUUGUGGAGUACCAGAAUUUAUCGGUGGGAAAUUAUACAUGGCCUUUCUGUAAAUAUCCCCUCGUGACAUCUUCCUCCACUUCGACAGUAAGCCUGCUGCAGCCUACAUGUUAACCAAAAACAGAAUCAUGGGAAUGUCUCAAAACAGCACUAUGGAAAAAAAAAAUACAAAUAUAAAAAAAAAUAAAAAAAGGCAAACAUAGCUCUUACAAAACAGUUAUACAAGUAGGGUAUUAUAAUAGACUUCUAUAACACAUUUACUUUUAACACGUAAUCAUUCUCUGUGUACCAUUUUAAUUGCGUACACUCGGUGGACGUUUGGAUUAUAACAUAUGAUGGAUUCAUGUUUUAAAGUGUUAUCUUUCUGUUUUGUUUACAUCGUAGUCAAUCCAUUUUAAGUGUGUAUCAUUAUCAAGUAUACCCGAGACCAUCUUCUUUCAUUGUGAUUAGCGUUGUUGUUUUGUAAUAUUCUUGGUAUUGAGAGAAAAGAGGACAAAGUGGUUUUUAAAUGAGCCUGGACAACAUAUAAAAGAGGCACUUUCUGCCUCAGGAAGUUAAAAUUGUUCAUUUUAAAUUUAAAUUUUUUUAUACAAAGAUGCCUUUUUUAUUUCUUAAAAUGUGUGUUUAUGUUUCUGAAGUUACAAAAUACUUCCCUUUUAGUGACACCUGCCAUUUUACCUGGACUUUAGGCUAUUAGUAUACAUUUAUCUGUAUUGCAGACAUGAAGAAUUCUUUCUGCUUUAGUAGAACACAAACAGGGUUAUUCAUCAAACUGUGCAUUGUCAUAAAUUCACCAGGGAAUUGGACAUUUUAGGGCAAACAUGUCACAUUUCAGAAGUUCAUGCAUCCAUUACCAGAUUUGAACUCCGCUAUUCUGGCCACAUACAUUAAGUGAUAUGAACUCAUCAUUGCAUUAAAACUGCAAUUCUUUACCCAUUUCAUUAAUGAUCUCCUCCAAAACUUCACUGUAAUGUUAAAGAAUUCCUUCCUAUCUUCUGUUCUCUGCCACUUCUUUUUUUAAUGGAAACGCAAUUUCCCAGCGACUUCCCAAUAAUUAGUGGAUUAGUGAAUAACCCUUCUUAGGACUUUUCCACUAAACAAUAUAUUGCAGUGAUUUUUACAUAAUGUAAUCCAUAAAUGCCAAGCUGUCAAAGUAAGUUCUUUCUUUUUCUGCAUAUGUUUUUGCUCCUGCAUUGCCAAUUCAGUAUUUAGUGAAUAAGCCCUGUGAACCAUUUAAACUUACCUUUACAGCACAACUUACCCCACUUAAAACUUAAAUAGUGUGAUCAUAAUUCUAUCCGAAGUGCUUUAUGUGUUUGGCAUCUGUCAUUUUUUUCAGUCCGAAAUGCCUCUGCGACUUGCACACAGAGCUGGUUGAAGUGGCAAGUGUGUUGUGCUAGCCCAGUGGUUCCCAAACCAUUCCUCACGACCCAGCAACAGUCCAGGUUUUGUCAGUAUCUCCAUUGGAAUAAAAAAGGGAAAUGCAUAAGUCCUGUAUUGUUGGUGGGGCAUAAGGGCCAGUUUGGGAACCACUGGGCUAGAACAUACAACUUCAGCUGGGCUAUUACAUUCCGCUCACUGAGAAUGUGACUGGACAAUUCCACGGCUCAGACUGAAACUCUGUGCUUGGGAGAGGAGAGCUUACAAAGGCUGCAGGCAAAUAUAUUUAAUACACACCCAAUGAAAACAUGCAAAACAAUAAAUACAUUCAUGUUUUCUUUGGGGGUAUAUAUACCAAAUUGUAAAAAAUAAAUCACUGGAGUGUUCCUUUUAGAACUUUUUUGACAUUGGAGAAGUCCGUUGAGAGAUUUUAAAUGCGGAAUGAUUUGGGUUUUUUUUAAUUACUAUUGAGGGAUCUGUUCGUUAAACA